ACACGCACGCACACACACAGAGACAGCGCGAGAAGAAGACAUAACUCAGUCCGGUCCGAGUCACUUCACCUGUACCAGUCUCUCUCUCUCUCUGUCUCUCUCUCUGUCUGUGUCACAACUCUUGUCCCAACUCUUUCGUCGUCUCGCUGUCUGUCCUCGCGUGGACGUGGAGCCUCUGCUUGUCCGUGUGUCUGUGUGUCCACAGACAUCAUGUCGGAGCUUUCAGUGAACGAACACCUCGAAGGGAUUUUAUCAGAUUUUGAAGCUCUGAAGAGAUCCUUUGAUACAGAAGAUGUGGACGGCAUACCAUCCUCCUCGGCUUCCCCCAUCUCCACACCUGUUUCCCCUUCUUCCUCCCAUUUCUUCCUCAAUCACAACAAAGCCACUGAGGGGCAUGGAGGCGACGGGCAGUUAUCUUCAUUAGCUUUCAGCAACAACAACAACAACAGCCUGGGCUCUACAGCACACCACUCCUACAUAAGCCUGAGUUCCAAUCCCAGUCCAGUACUGAAAUCCCGUGCAGUAGUCAGCAGCCUGUCCUUUAACAGAGGUACAACAAACAAGCCAGCCAUCCACCAAAAUGGCUCCUCUGUGGCCAGAGCUUCAUCCUUCAAGAGCAGGUUGAAUCCCAGCAGUUACUCCAUGUUGUCUGGGCCUGGCAGUGACAAUGACAGCCUCCACAGCUCCACGUCCAGCCUGGAGUACUCUGGGGGUGCACUACCUCCUAAAAGGCUUGGGUCAUAUUCCAGUCCACCAUUUCAGGUGGAGUACCAGCAAACCCAGCCCCAACUCACACAGCGUCCAGGGGGAGAUGGCAACAUAAUAUUCGACCACAACCUGAAGAAGUUCUCUUCCCAUGGGAGUGUUUUUCACACUGAGAUGGACCCAGGGUCAGGGACGAUGUUCGGUAUUCCACAACCUCAGGGGAUGAACCAUGGGUCUAUGCCCAUCCUAGACCUCCAAAUUCGUGAUGGAGGAGGAAUAUUGGGAAUGAAAAGAGGAGGAGGCAGGGUAUCUCCAGGUUUGAGGUAUGCCAAUGCUAAUGCAAACUGGAAUGGUCAUCUUCAUAAUCACAAUCCCUUUCCGGGGGAAGCCUACCAGCAGCAGAGCCAGCAGCAAUGCCCCAAGGUCCUCAAGUCUCCCCAACUUAAGGUUAAAGAAACCCCACGUCUCAACAAGUUUCCUCUGGAUCUGGACAGCUUAGUAAGCAGCCCAGCAACAAGAUCUUCUCCCAAGCACCAAGGAGUGUCCAUGAAGCCCACUCCUCCUGUGCCUCCUCCAAGGAGCACGAGUGGUUUCCAGCACCACACCAGUCCAACACCCACUUCAGCCAGUCCAUCAGCCUCUCUCUGCAGCCUGGACAGUUCUUCUGACACCCUCCCACUUUCCCACCACAGUCCUUUUCUGCCUCUCUCCCCAUGUUCUCCAACACCUUCACAAAGAUCAAUCCCUAUCCCAGACAUGGGCUGCUCUCCUGUGCACCUUACUCAAAUCCAAAGCCCUCGCAUGGAGAUUCACCCAAGGGCCCAAACUGUCCAGAUGGUUCCCAGACUGCCUAGCCCAAACACCUCCUCAAGGCCCUCAAACUCCAGAGCUUUGGAGGACGGAGCAGGUGAUGCCAAAGACAGUGUUGGUUCAAUCUUACAGAGGAUUGCCUCGUUCUCUCGAGCUGUUGAUGCUGACGCCACAGAUGCAGCUGUGACCCAGAGUAAUGGUCAGUGGUCAUCUGCAGUUGGGCGUCCUGCUAUGACCAUACCCAUGGCCUCAAGGAAACAAGGCAAGAGUCUUCAAGAAACAGCUGCAGAGCCGGAGACAGAGCCCCUCGCCCUGAUGGAGGAGAGAGAGGAGGAGGAGAAGGAGAGGAGCAUCAUGGGACAAGAGCCAAAAGACGAGGGCAAGAGUGGAGAGCAGCCAAGAGAGGAGAACGUUGUGGAUGUGUGUGUGGUGGUCCAGGAGGAGGAGGAAGUGGAAAAUGGAGAGAUGAAGAAAGAAGAGCAGAUGAAGGUGGAGCUGGAGGCAGAGUUUUAUCAGUGUGUGCCAGGUCAGCAGGUGAGCUUCAUCCGAGGCAAGGACCUGUUCGGCUACGUGGGCAUCGAGGCAGUGCUGGAGCAGAUGAAGAGGAAGACGAUGAAGGCUGGCUUUGAGUUCAACAUCAUGGUGGUCGGUCAGAGCGGUUUGGGGAAGUCCACACUCAUCAACACUCUGUUCAAGUCCAAAGUCAGCCGGAGGUCUUGCAUGCCCAACCACACUGAGGAGAUCUCCAAGACAGUGAAGCUGCACUCAGUCAGCCACGUGAUCGAGGAGAACGGUGUGAAAAUGAAGCUGACAGUGAUUGACACGCCGGGAUUCGGAGACCAGAUCAAUAAUGAAAACUGCUGGGAGCCCAUAGUGAAGUAUGUCAACGAGCAGUAUGAGAAAUAUCUCAGAGAGGAGCUGCAUGUGAACCGUAAGAGGAGAAUACCAGACAGCAGAGUCCACUGCUGUGUCUACUUCCUUCCUGCCACUGGACACAGGUUACGUCCCAUAGAUGUUGAGUUCAUGAAGAGAUUGGGGAAGAUAGUGAGCAUUGUGCCCGUCAUUGCCAAAGCCGACACACUCACCAUCGAGGAGAGACAGGAGUUCAAAGAGAGGAUAAGGCAAGACCUGGCUGCCAAUGGGAUUCAAGUUUACCCUCAGAAAGAGUAUGAUGAAGAUCCAGAGGAGCACAUCAUCAAUAACCGGAUCAGGGAGAGCAUUCCCUUUGCUGUGGUGGGAACUGACAAGGAGCACCAGGUGAAUGGAAACAAGGUUCUGGGCCGAAAAACAAAGUGGGGAAUCAUUGAAGUUGAAAAUGUGGCACACUGUGAGUUUGCCAACCUCAGAGAUCUUCUCAUCAGGACUCACCUGCAGGACCUGAAAGAUGUGACCCACAACAUCCACUACGAGACGUACCGCAUACGACGGCUCAGCGAGAGCAGCGAGAGCAGCGGGACCUUCACUGAACUGGGACUGUUCGCCUGGCCGCUGGACAAAUGUGAAUCAGACAGCCAGCUGUGACCUGUCUGUCCACACGGAUGACUCAUGAUGAAUGAGGAGGAGAAACAUAAAACACGAGAUGGAGAAGUUUUUUAUUUUUUUAUCAUCGUGGGACCAACUAGUGGAUUUUGUUUUUUUAAUUGUAGACGUUCUAUUUGAGUUUUACACAACAAAUCAGUGUACCAGAUAUGAACAGAUAUGAACGUAUCUAUUUUCUGGAAUGAUGGUGACAUUUUGGGGACGAGGGAGUCCAGGCAGCAAGUGUGGUUGUAUGAGGAUCUAACACGCUGACUGUGCCCCCUGGGUGAGCCUUUAUUCAAGUGACUAAAAUCUGAUUUUCUAGGCACAGUGCAGUCAGCUGACUGAUGUGUCAGUGCCUCAUACAAUCAAAACACAAUUGUAACAAACAUUAGACAGUGGAAUAUGCUUUGGUUAAAUUGUUUUAAAGGGGUUUCAAAAGAAAACCCUGUCAUGUUUUCGAUGCAGGAGGAAAAGGCUUGAACCCACAAAGCAGCAUACAAAUCAUUCACAUCAUGUUGAGCCAGUAAUUGAACCCCUCCAAAAUAAAAGCAUGCUUCCGGCUGCUGUGCCGAGAACAGAGAGAAAGUCCUGGAAGAAUCAAGUGAAGCCACACACUGUGAUUGCUGUGCACCUGGUUUGAGCUGCUUUCACCACACAGUUGUGUUAAUGAUAUCACUGACUUUAGAGGAUACAAACGGACAGAUGUAGACGGUAGGACUGUGGAGGAUCCCACGUAUUGUACCACUCAUCCUGCUGAUUUCCAACAUUUGCUGUCUUCUCUUUGGUUCAGGUCUCCAUGUGCACACGUGCAUGGAUGAAACUGAAGAUGCUGCGUUUCACGCCCACGCUUGUUUGAAUAAAAACUUGUAGUCCCCAAUAAAGUGCCAAAACAACAGAGGAAUUAUUGAAGUGGUUACACUCGUACUCCUUUAAUACGUUAUACACAUAGAAAUGUUUUGAAGUUACACAGAAUAAAACACACGGUCUGAAAACA
Solea senegalensis (Senegalese sole) is the source of this 4030-nucleotide messenger RNA. It is a transcript of the gene septin12, whose product is annotated as septin 12. Gene Ontology annotation, molecular function: GTP binding; GTPase activity; molecular adaptor activity. Gene Ontology annotation, cellular component: microtubule cytoskeleton; septin complex; cell division site. Lineage: Eukaryota; Metazoa; Chordata; Actinopteri; Pleuronectiformes; Soleidae. The record is from RefSeq and is a predicted model, not a curated record. The transcript is spliced from 11 exons. The coding region runs from base 211 to 3036 and encodes 941 amino acids. Gene Ontology annotation, biological process: cytoskeleton-dependent cytokinesis.